Oldenlandia corymbosa var. corymbosa is the source of this 1816-nucleotide messenger RNA. The record is from the annotation of a GenBank genome assembly. NCBI's taxonomy places the organism in Eukaryota, Viridiplantae, Streptophyta, Magnoliopsida, Gentianales, Rubiaceae.
GAGUGAUUGCUUUUCUCUUCUAUGAUAAUGUAGCCGAUUCGAAUUCGGAUUAAUUUCUAUAAUGAUUUCAACGAAUUAAUAAGUGUUACAAAAAUAACAUAAUGCAGAUUAUACGAGAAGAAUGAGAAUUAAUCUGAAUGUAAUACAUUAUGAGAAAAGGCGAGCGUAACUAGAGUGGGGCGAAACACUAGAAUAGGAAGAGAGGUGGCGAGGGGUCCAUAGACGGCGUAACAUUAGCUGUUUGGAAAGCUAAGCUGUAAAAUGGGGCUUUCCAUUUGAAUGCAGCAGUCUCAAUCAAUCCCAAUUCUACUACCAAUUCCCAACUUUCUCUACCCCAUUCUUUCUUUGUGUAUAUAAAAAGGGUGCAUAUAUGUUACGAGUUAAUCAUACCACACGAUCAUCUCAAAACAACACCACAACAUUACGUACUAAGUUUUACAACCACAUGGUCGUCAAUAUGAUCCACUUAAAAUAUCAUGUCAUGUUUGUUUUGGUUUUCGUCUUCCUCAAUCUUUCCCUGAUCAGCGUUUAUGGCCGACCCGCCACUUUUCUUCAAGAUUUUCGUGUCACGUGGUCCGACUCUCAUGUCCGGCAAAUCAACGGUGGAAGAGCCAUUCAGCUUGUUCUUGAUCAAAAUUCAGGAUGUGGAUUUGCUUCAAACAAACAGUAUCUGUUUGGCCGUUUUAGUAUGAAGAUCAAGCUCAUCCCUGGUGACUCUGCUGGAACAGUCACCGCUUUCUAUAUGAUUUCGGAGAACUUUAAUGUGAGGGACGAAUUCGACUUCGAGUUCUUAGGAAAUCGGUCGGGACAACCUUACACCAUGCAAACCAACAUUUACAUUAACGGUCAAGGCAACAGAGAACAAAGGAUAAACCUUUGGUUUGAUCCAUCCCAAGCAUUUCACACCUACUCCAUCCGAUGGAGCCAUCAGAAUGUUGUAUUCUACGUGGACGAAGUGCCGGUGAGGGUAUACAAGAACCACGAAGCCAGAGGGAUUCCAUUCCCAAAGAGGCAACCCAUGGGAGUUUAUUCAACAUUGUGGGAAGCUGAUGACUGGGCAACCAGGGGUGGAUUGGAGAAGAUUGAUUGGAGCAAAGCACCGUUUUACGCUUACUACAGUGACUUCGACAUCGAAGGUUGUCCGGUUCCAGGUCCAUCCACUUGUCCUUCCAACCCAAACAAUUGGUGGGAAGCUGCGAAUUACCAACAAUUAACGCCUCUUGAAGCCAGGACUUAUCAUUGGGUACGAGCCACUCAUAUGAUCUAUGAUUACUGCACCGACAAAUCGAGGAACGCUGUGCCCCCACCCGAAUGCUUGGCUGGCUUCUAAGUUUAAGACACGCGCCACCCUAAACAAAUUCCACACCACUCAAAAUAUUUCCAUGCAUGCUUUUGCUUUCAUUUAUCCAUUUUAAUUGGUACAUACAUUUACGUAUAUAUGGAUCAUUGUAUCCAACAUUGGUGUUUCUUGUUGUUGUAUGUUAAUUCUCUUGGACUUAAAAGGUUCAAACAAAGGAGAAGCUGGCCUUUUUGGUUACUUGCGUACGUAAAUGGCCCUGAUGAGAUGGGAAGGCCAUGCAAAGUGUAUAGUUGGAACGAAAGGAACAUUUUGAAGGAAUUAAUUAUACAAGAAGAUGUGUGUGUGUGUGUGUGUGUCUGUGAGAGAGAGAGAGAGAUUUGUAUUUUACGUUGUGAAAGAUAUGCUUCUUUGUCAUAUGUUGUAUACAUGUGUAUUUAUGUAAUUUGUAAUUUGUGUACACCCAAUAAUGCUUUUGGCACAUCAUUGUGAAAUUAUUAAUUUGAGUCAACUUUUGGU